CAACCUGUAUGUUUAUUUCAUUGUACAGCUGAUCAUUCCUGCAGUGCAAGUCGUUGUGUAUAUGGAUGUCAGCGUUACGAUCACUACAAAACUAGGUGUCUCUGUCCAGCCGGCAUGCGAGUUGCAGCAGAUGGCUACAACUGCGAAGAUAUCAACGAAUGCACAGAGGGCCUGGUUUCAUGCGGGAGAGACAGACGAUGUAAAAACACAUACGGGGAUUUCAUGUGUAUCUGUCGCCAUGGAUACCGAUUCAACUAUGUCAAUGGAAAGUUAAAAUGCGUGGCUGAAGAUAUUUGUAACAGUGGAGACCAUGAGUGUCACCGGCACGCCACCUGCGCCCUGACGAACUCCAAGGACGGAGGCUACAAGUGUACCUGUAAAAUGGGUUUUAUCGGUGAUGGCAAUAACUGCAUCCGGUUACAUCCACACACAUGUGAGAACCAUCCCUGUUUCGAGGGAGUGGCAUGUACAGAUCUCAACAUCCUUCCCAGCACGCAGCUUAUGGUGUUCCCCGAGAGUGGAGUGAUCUACAAGUAUGAAUGCGGCCGGUGCCCACCUACACAUUACGGCAAUGGAGAAUCAUGUACACCGUUCCCAACAUCGCCACCACCUACCACAACAAUACCCACAACAACGCCACCCCCGACAACGACAGUCGCAACAACAACUCCCGAGCCAACCACUACACCUGAACCAACGACAACACAUGCACCCACGACCACACCGGAACCUACAACAACACCGGAACCGACAACAACACCGGAACCGACAACGACUCCCGCGCCAACCACUACACCCGAACCUACAACAACACCAGAGCCUACAACUACACCAGAACCGACAACGACUCCCACGCCUACAACUACACCAGAACCUACCACAACACCAGAGCCUACAACUACGCCAGAACCAACGACAACACCAGCGCCAACCACAACACCAGAGCCAACCACAACGCCAGAGCCAACCACAACUCCAGAGCCAACCACAACGCCAGAACCAACAACAACACCUCAACCUACCACAAUCAUACCCACAUCUCCUCCUACCACCCCGGUGCCAACCGGUCUUACUGUGUUGACCAUGGACGGUUCGGCCCAACAGGCUCUGCUCCCUGACGUCCAGGUUCGAAUAAUCAGACCGACCGUCCAGGACUGGCCGGUGACGACGUCAAACUCGUCGACCACCGAUGACGGUCUCGUGUGGAUGGACAUCCCCGAAGGAGAACCCAUCAUCGUGGUCGCUUCCAAGAAAGGAUACAUGGAGACGUCCUCAACAUACCGCUUCCAACCAGGAGAAAAAAACGUUUUGCCGAUGCUGGUUCACAGGCAUCCACUGAGGAAGGAGUUUGUCUGGAUGUCUGGGAUGGAUCGCCUUGUAGAGUUCAGACCUAACAACGUUGGAAUACCAUACAGUGUCGAGAUUCCAGCAGGUAGUCUGGAUAUCCCUGAGGAAAGUAUCUUUGAGGUGAGGUUUUCGGGUGUGAACACGAGUAAUCCAUUGGAAUUAAAAGAGGUGCCUGAGCUGAUUGGUGCAGUAGAAUCUGCAGACGGAAUUAAAUUGACCGGACUAGAGGCCUUUUCGAUGGCCGAAGUGACGGUAGUCAACACGGAGACCAAUGAUCUUGUCGACGUCAUGCUGCCAUUUGAAGCCGAGUUCCCUCUCAAUAGAAAACCACGAGGUGCUCGUCAUGGAACUCGAAUCCCCGCCUGGUACUUCGAUAAGGCGACAGGCGUGUGGAAAAAAAGUGGUAUUGGUAAAGUGAAACGGAAUCAACACGGGGAGCUUGUGUGGAGCUUUCAGGCAAGACAUUUCACUUGGUGGAGUGCCAUGCAGCCCUGGCCAGAGACAUCCUGUAUUAUCAUCAGAACGUGCUACGACAAGAAAUGCAAACGGAUCGCCAGUUACGUCCCUGUUGAAGUGAACGGUCUUGAUUUCUCCUUUUCGUCCUCGAGUGUGACCAGUGCCGAAGGACGGACGUGCGCCCAGUUUAAGAUGGGCGGUCAGGUCAGGGUUUCGUCGCCCUGCUCCAAGAAGCCCAAGUUUAGGACAGGCACCCCCGGUGGCCCCUCGUAUUGCCCAGCCGAGUAUGAUACGCAGGUCCUGAGACCGUCCGAAGGGACCGUGACACAGGAGUGUGAAGAGGUCACUAUUGUAGUCAGAGAUGUAAGGUUGACACACUGUAACGAGCCGGACAUCCCUCGCUUCGCGAAGACGUAUUCCUCAGACUACAGGAUCGGUGGCAUGGUAUCCUUCGAGUGCACGGGUGGCUACCAACUGGUUGGCGAGUCGCAGAGGGCGUGCUUACCUUGCGGUAGAUGGAGCGGUAAAAACCCGGUCUGCAGACGGUCGACCGAAGAGUACACAUACGAAGUCCUUAGCACGAACUAUGACCCUGCGCGGGGGGUCGCCAGUAGCGUUUUUAUUCGAAACCGAGGAAGCAGCAGUAGCAGUAUGUAUUAUUCGAAACCAUCGAUUUGAUCUUGGCUUCAUAACGACCUGACUGGAUUGCGAUAUUUCUGUUUGUUUUUCCUGUUUUAUUUAUUUCAAAACAUAUCAGUUCGUGACGAUUCGACUGCGCUAAGCACAUCGAUGUCACCAUUUAUAAACAGAACUGUGAUGUCGAAGGUGACACAAAAUAGUGUAAGCUAUUCUUUGAUGUGUAGGCUAUGAGGAUUCGAGUGGUGGGGACAUCGCAAUGAAAAGAAUUAACGGACGCUAGAUGUAAGUGUUGUUUCGCGCUGAAUCGAAAAACCCUGUUCAAGAAUCUUUGAUAUUGACAUGACUCCGUGGAGAGUGAUGUUUCCAGAUGUAUUUGUAUCAUCUUGAUAUCGUCGAAGACAGUUCUUCCUCUGUAUAUUCGCUGGCUGCCUUGUCAUGGACAACAACUGUGUGCUUGAUUUGAUGACGCAAAUUCGGUUGGAACACGUAUUAUAAAGAACCUGACAAUACACACCGAAGAUGUGCGACGAUCUUAAUAUUGGAAGGGCAGACUAAUGUUAGAACCAUUAUCUGGUUACCAAAGCGUAUUUGAUGGAAAACGAAAUAGUGGAUAGUAUGGAAAAAAAGCUGUGCAUCUUUUGAUUUCAAAACAUUUACAGUGGUUGUAACAUUUGUUUUUCAGACUUACAUAUUACCUCUGACAAAAAAAGCUGUCACCAGACGUUUCUUGAUUGUAUGAGUGUGUUUAUUAGUUGAUGACGUUCUGUGCAUGCCUAAAAUGGUGCUUAUUUUAUACUGCAAAGCCAAGUAUUACUAUUCUAUAUACAUUCAUGUAUAUUGUGAAAUAGACGGACUAGUCUAUUAGGUUUAAC
Molecule: messenger RNA, 3314 nt
Organism: Strongylocentrotus purpuratus (purple sea urchin)
Lineage: Eukaryota; Metazoa; Echinodermata; Echinoidea; Camarodonta; Strongylocentrotidae
Exons: 11
Coding region: 115-2481 (788 amino acids)
Molecular function (GO): calcium ion binding
Source: RefSeq, a predicted model, not a curated record